Molecule: messenger RNA, 1714 nt
Organism: Lucilia cuprina (Australian sheep blowfly)
Lineage: Eukaryota; Metazoa; Arthropoda; Insecta; Diptera; Calliphoridae
Exons: 1
Coding region: 95-1198 (367 amino acids)
Source: RefSeq, a predicted model, not a curated record
UACAAAAUAAAUUAUUAUUAUUUUUUUUUUUUGCAAUGAUUGGCAAUUGUUGUAUAUCAUCUUUAUCAAAAUCAUUUUAGUUAAAACUUCUGAAAUGAACACAACGAAGUCGAUCGCACUCGUUUUGAGUAAUUUCAUACAACUCCUACUCGUAUCCUGUAAUAGUCAUCACUUAUUGGAGGACUGGAAUAAAGUUACAAAUAAUGGCAUCGAUAUCCUGAAAAGUGAUAAUAUCCUUAAGGAAAUAAAAAAAGAGCAAUUAGCAUUAGCUCAACUACAAGCUACAAUAGAAAAAGAACUUAGAGCUCAAAAUACGCAGGAUAUGAUAAAGGUUUUAAGUCCGAAUGAUGUUUCCAUUUCUGACAAGAAACUUAGUGAAAUUGUAUUUAAUAUUACCAAGAAUUAUGACAAGUUAAAGAUUGACAACAUUGUUACUCAGACCGUCGAUGAAUUUGUUUCAACGAGAAAUUUGACCGAAAUCCCCGAUUUGUUUUGGAGCAUUUAUAAGAAAAAUGAAUUGGAAAGUUUCGAUAUUAUGCUGCGCUUUCAAAUUCAACUAUAUAAUAUUUUUAGUAGAAGGCAUUAUCAAAACGAGAACGAAUUUUUACAAAACUACGCCUACAGAUUGUAUAAAAUUAAAAACGAAAAUUUAUACACUUCAGCUAACAUGAGCUUAAAAUCUAGUGUGCACAGUAUUGAGAACAAAUUACCUGAAACUUUAAAAUAUUUGUACUUCAAGCCGUAUUUUUGUCUACUAAAUGUUAAAUUCGAAAACUAUAUUUAUACAGCUAUUCAGCUAAAAGCGGAUCCUGUAAGCCGCUACAUUUGGUUGUGGUAUGACAAUGAAUCUAUGGAUGAUACUGGCUACAUAAAAGCCAAUGUUUCAGAUUGUAAUUCACAUAAUGAGAAAAAAUGUAAGCUUACUCUUAUGGACACUAAAUAUCAAUUGUAUUACUACAUGAUGCCAGACACACAUAAAAUUGCCGGUUGGGAUACUGUUGGCACCCCCUUAAAUUAUAUAUGGGAUCUUGAUUUUGUGGAUAAUGAUUAUGUCAUAUUUUCUCAAAAUGAUUAUUUGAUGUGUGGCGUAGAACUGUACGAUGACGAGAGACGCAAUGUUGGUGGUCGUCAGAAGGGUGAAGUGUUGUCAACUAGUCCUGAAUGCCGGUGGCGUUUAGGAGAAUGUUCAUUUGAGUGAUAUGUAUUUUUUUCUUUUUUUAAUAAAUCUUAUGAGAAAUUUAUGUAUUGUUUCUAGAUAACGUGCAGGCACUUUGAGUAACAUUUUCAUUUGCAUUUUGUUUCUGUUACAAUAACAAAUUACAAGAAAAUUUGCUACAAAAAUACUCACACGUUAUCUAUAAACAACGCAUUAAAUAUAAUUGUUAAAAUUAGUUUAAAAUUAAUAUUGUUUAUUUUAAAGUAAAUUAAAUCAAAUAUUUUUUUUAGUUGACUUAUAUGGGAGGUACCGCUCCCCUAUUGGUAGUCCUCCCAUUUGUUAACCAAAAUCUUGAUAUGAAUGUUAAUGUUAAUCUUGCAAAAUUUAUUUUAUCAAAUAAAUCAAUAUGAUAUAAUAUAUAUAAUAUGGUAGGUGCUGUCAAAUUGUUUUAGGACUCUAGCUGUGGCAGUUUCUGAGAUAUGCGUCUUUAAAUACUAAUUUUUUAUGUGGGCGUGACUUCUUGCCCAGUUGAAAAUUUAAAAUAAAAAGUAUAUCUAU